Molecule: messenger RNA, 2788 nt
Organism: Panthera uncia (snow leopard)
Lineage: Eukaryota; Metazoa; Chordata; Mammalia; Carnivora; Felidae
Gene: HABP2
Product: hyaluronan binding protein 2
Exons: 13
Coding region: 94-1764 (556 amino acids)
Biological process (GO): proteolysis
Molecular function (GO): serine-type endopeptidase activity
Source: RefSeq, a predicted model, not a curated record
UCUUGAGUCCUUGGGGACAUGUUCCCCCCGUAAAGGCAUAGACAGCAAAAGAAAUUGUGUGUUGAGCAAAACAAGAGGGCUUCAACUGCACAUAUGCUCGCCAGAAUGUGUCAUCUCCAUAUUAUGCUGGUAACAGCUCUGGUGGGAAAGGCAGCCAUCGGGUUCUCCUUGAUGUCUUUACUCGUAGACCCGGACCCAGACUGGACCCCUGACUACUAUGAGAGUAGCUACGAGUAUUACAACCAUGAAGAGAACAGCAGUGAUACUCUUGCCUACCAGGAGAAUCCCGACUGGUACUACACAGAGGACGAUCCGUGCCUGGACAACCCCUGCAAACGCAAUGGGGAGUGCCUUGUCAGUGGGGACACCUUCACGUGCAGCUGUCCAGCCCCUUUCUCUGGACACAGGUGUCAGAAUGUGCAAAACACGUGCAAAAACAAACCGUGUGGCCGGGGCGAAUGUCUCAUUACCCAGAGUCCUCCCUACUACCGCUGCGCCUGCAAACACCCUUACAAUGGCUCAGACUGCUCCACAGCGGUUCCUGCGUGCCGGCCGAAUCCCUGCCAAAAUGGUGGCAUCUGCUCCCGGCAUAAGCGGAGAACCAAGUUCGUCUGUACCUGCCCCGAACAGUUCAAGGGGAAAUUCUGUGAAAUAGGUCCUGACGACUGCUAUGUUGGUGAUGGCUACUCUUACCGAGGGAAAGUGAGUAAGACAGUCAACCAGCACGCCUGCCUUUACUGGAACUCCCACCUCCUCUUGCACGAGAAUUACAACAUGUUUAUGGAAGAUGCUGAUACCCAUGGGAUCGGGGAGCACAACUUCUGCAGAAACCCAGAUGGAGAUGAAAAGCCCUGGUGUUUCAUUAAAAUAAACAAUGCAAAGGUGAAAUGGGAGUACUGUGACAUCCCAGCUUGCUCAGCCCUAGACAUUGCUGACCCAGAGGGAAGCCCCACAGAGCCUCUGACCAAGCUUCCAGGGUUUGACUCAUGCGGGAAGACUGAGAUGGGGAAGGUCAAGAGGAUCUACGGAGGCUUCAAGAGCACGGCGGGCAAGCACCCAUGGCAGGCAUCCCUGCAGACCUCAUUGCCAUUGACUGCCUCCAUGCCCCAGGGCCACUUCUGUGGGGGCUCACUGAUCCACCCCUGCUGGGUGCUUACUGCUGCCCACUGCACUGACAUAAAAACCAAACAUCUGAAAGUGGUGUUAGGGGACCAGGACCUGAAGAAGACAGAAUUCCAUGAGCAGAGAUUCGGGGUGGAGAAGAUUUUCAAGUACAGCCACUAUAAUGAAAGAGACGAGAUUCCCCACAAUGAUAUUGCUUUGCUCAAGCUAAAGCCGGUGGAUGGUCACUGUGCUCUGGAAUCCAAAUAUGUGAAGACUGUAUGUUUGCCCGAUGGUGCCUUCCCCUCUGGGACUGAGUGCCACAUCUCUGGCUGGGGUGUGACAGAAACAGGGGAAGGGUCCCGCCAGCUCCUGGAUGCCAAGGUCAAGCUGAUUGCCAGUACUUUGUGCAACUCCCACCGACUCUAUGACCACAUGAUCGACAACAGCAUGAUUUGUGCAGGAAACCUUCAGAAGCCUGGAAAAGACUCCUGCCAGGGUGACUCGGGAGGCCCUCUGACCUGUGAGAAGAAUGGCACCUACUAUGUCUAUGGGAUAGUGAGCUGGGGCCUGGAAUGUGGGAAGAAGCCAGGAGUCUACACCCUGGUGACCAAAUUCCUAAGUUGGAUCAAAGCCACCAUCCAAAGGGAGACUAGUUUCUAAGGUGUCUUCUUAACCUGAGAGCCCAUUCUCCUUAGCACCCAGACAAGGCACAACCUCAUGGGCAGCACGGACACCCUGGGCGUCCCUGGGAGGCCAUACAGCCAAGAGUCUGCGCCCUACACAGAGACAACGGCCGCCCAGUCUGGCGCAUCCUGGACCAAGAUAUGCCAGAAGCAACGCAACCUGUAUUUUGUUUGCUUCCCUUCAAACGAUGGUACCUUCUAGAAAACCACAGACUGCCUUUACCUCGGACAUUUGCAAAUGUGGGAUUAAAGAAUGACCAGAGCCACUGGAAGUCACCUUUACGUCUUUAUUCCUCAUGCCAGACAUCCAAAGUACACAGCAGAACGGGUCCCCCCCUUCCAGGAUGACCCGGAGGACCGAAAAUACGACAUUCUCCGUAGCUUUCGAAGAGUCGUUAAGUGAAGCGGCUCAGGGAAUGGGCUGGUGUGUCAUGUUUUUUUGUUUUUUGGGUUUUUUUUGGCUUGCUGGAACAGAAGCAUGUCUCUGGUGGGCACAAUUCCUCCCCAGCCGCUCUCCCAAGAAUCCUGGGUGGAUGCCGCGUGCUCACAAGGGCAGACCCCUCCUCCUUUUGACGUGCAGAAUCUCCAUGGCAUCUGGGUUCACGUCCCCCCUCUGAUUAUCCGCGGGCUCCCCAGCCUCUGGUCCCCCCUGCAGGAAUCAAACAUACCUCCCUGAGUCCGAACGAAGCUUCCGCCCCGCUCCCACACGCGAGCUGCCUAAGAUGCCCCCGGAGCAUUUAAAACGUUCUCCCUCCCCUGCCCUUCCCCUCCUCCACCCUCCCCAAGAAAAACGAUCCUCGAGGCAAGAAGGAGAGCGAAGCAAAGCCAAUCUCUCAUUUAGACGUGGUGUCUUUCUUCUGAACAAAGCAGGGUUCAAAACCCGGACUGUUGCAGCCAGCGAGUCCCUGACCCUUUCUGCAAAUGUAACGAGCAAGCAGUCAGCACAGCCUGGGCUUCCGUGGCCCGGGAUUGAUGUAGCCCCGGUAGGUUUGUCUCCGCAG